Messenger RNA from Rhizophagus irregularis DAOM 181602=DAOM 197198, 1493 nucleotides. RefSeq lists its product as uncharacterized. NCBI's taxonomy places the organism in Eukaryota, Fungi, Glomeromycota, Glomeromycetes, Glomerales, Glomeraceae. Gene Ontology annotation, molecular function: GTPase activator activity. The record is from RefSeq and is a predicted model, not a curated record. Gene Ontology annotation, biological process: activation of GTPase activity.
UUUUUUUUUAAUUUAUCAUUUUGUUAUCCGAAUUCUGUAAAUUUUUCCAAAAAUAAUAUGGCUCCAGUUCUUAUUCUUCCUCCAGCACUUUGUUUAUCACCAUACGGAAGCGCAUUACACGAAAAACCUUCAAAUUUAAUAAAUUCAUCAACAACACAACUCUCUUCUCAACAACAAAACAAAAUGUUCAGACGGUCAAAUACGAAUCUUACAACAAUGAGAUUGAAUUCCGAAGAAAAUAUUCCAUUAAGUGGUACUACUAAUAAACAGACAAUAACAGAAAACAAACAUAAAUCAUCAUCAAAGACUCAAUCAUCUUCAAGCCCUGGUAACUUACGUCAACGUUCUAUUGCUUGGACUAAAAAUAAUAUAAUAACACCAGCUUUAAGUUCCGCACACUUAAGAAGAACUUUUUCUCAACAAAAUGAUAAACCACCAAAUACUUUUGAAGAAAUUUUAAAUACUACACAUAGAACUGAAAGAGAAGUUAAAGCAUCAUUAUCUAAAUUAAGGCGAAUGGUUCUCAUUGAAGGUUUACCUGAAGAGAAUCUACCAAAAUUGGCUCCUUCGGUUCAACAUUUAAUAAGACCUACAUCUCUUCGUUCAAAAAUUUGGAAACAUUUUCUCGGAGUAUAUCAUGUAUCUGCAAAUGAAUAUGUUCACCUUAUAAAGAAGGGUAAAUCUUGUGUAUAUGAUAAAGUUCGGAAUGAUACUUUUAGAACAUUAGCUACAGACAAAAAAUUUUUAGAGCGAGUUAACGAAGAAAUGUUAAUUCGCGUUCUAAAUGCGCUCGCAUGGAAAAUGAAAUCAUUCUCGACUUGUGGAAAUCAACCAAUUACCUAUGUCCAAGGAAUGAAUGUUCUUGCGGCGCCGUUCUUAUUUACGAUGUCAGAAAUUGAUGCGUUUUUUUCUUUUGCAACAUUUAUUCAGACUUGUUGUCCCUUGUAUGUAACUCCUACUUUACAAGGAGUUCAUUGCGGGUUGAAGCUUUUGGAUCAAUGUCUCCAAAUUCUUGAUCCAAAAUUAUUUAAUUACUUAAAAUCCAAAAACCUUACUGCAGAAAUAUAUGCAUUAUCAUCUGUGCUUACACUUUGUGCCUGUACACCACCUCUUGAACAAGUAUUAAAAUUAUGGGAUUUUUUAUUUGCUUAUGGAGUUCAUUUAAAUAUUUUAUGUGUUAUUGCACAACUUAUCUUAAUAAGAGAUCAACUUUUAGAAGCGCAAAGCCCAAUGAAACUUUUGAGAACUAUGCCAGAGUUAAAUGCCAAAUCUGUUAUAAGUUUAACUGUACAGCUUGUUCAACAAAUUCCUGACAAAUUAUAUGAUUUACUUGUUAGACAUCCAUUUGAUUCUUCUGUUGAAAAUGCUCUUAAAAAAAAAAAUCAAUUUACAUAAAAAAAGAUAGACAAAUUAUAAAAAGGGUUCGAAAUAUAAAAAAAGAUUAGUCUAUUUAGUAUUUAUUUAUUUAUUUAAAGAUUUUCAAAUUUCAUUGU